This is a messenger RNA of Triticum turgidum subsp. durum (durum wheat), 648 nucleotides long. NCBI's taxonomy places the organism in Eukaryota, Viridiplantae, Streptophyta, Magnoliopsida, Poales, Poaceae. The record is from the annotation of a GenBank genome assembly.
AUGCAGCAACCACGCGGUGGCUGCUGGGCCGCUCGCCGCCUCCUGGUCGCGCCGGCGUCCCCGCCGGAUCCCGCCCAUCCGAUGGACGCGCAGCCGAUGGCGCGCCUGGAGACGGUGUUCAGCGGCACCACCAUCGUGCUCUUCGUCGCCACCGUCUCCUACGUCAUCUUCAGUGCAGUCUACGCCUGCAUCCGCGCCGCCCGCUACGACGCCCGCCAACAAGGACUCGGAUGGGUCGACGGCGACGGCCUGGGGGCGGCGGCGCCGCGGGAGGAGACCAAGCGCGCGCUCGAGGCGAUACCCGUGCGGGUGGUCGUCCUGCAGCAGCAGCGGCCGCACGAUGCCAUCGGAGGCAAGGAGGAGGAGGAGGACAAGAAGGACCCCGACGCGGACGCUGGCGACUGCGCGGUGUGCCUGGCGGAGUACGCGGCCGGGGACGAGGUGCGGGUGCUCCCGGCGUGCCGCCACGGGUUCCACCGGGAGUGUGUCGACCGCUGGCUGCUCACGCGCGCGCCCACCUGCCCUGUCUGCCGCGCCACGGUCGGUGCGCACGUCGAGGGCGCCGACGCCAAGGAGGACUACGCGGCCGGACACGGCGGUGGCAUUGGUUUCGCCGCCGGGUCCCAUGCGCUUCCGGAGCCGGUGUGA